Messenger RNA from Opisthorchis viverrini, 984 nucleotides. RefSeq lists its product as hypothetical. The transcript is spliced from 5 exons. The record is from RefSeq and is a predicted model, not a curated record. The coding region runs from base 1 to 984 and encodes 327 amino acids. Lineage: Eukaryota; Metazoa; Platyhelminthes; Trematoda; Opisthorchiida; Opisthorchiidae.
AUGAAAGGGUACAAACAAAAUUCCCAUAAAAAGAAACCAGAAAGGUUUUCCAGUCCGUUUCUCAAUCGAUUUUACCUUCGGAGGCGUGUAAAGGCCCUGUGCACAGAAGAAGCUGAUCGGACAGUGGCCCAAAGUGAUGCAAAGGACAAACUUCGGGGUAGUGGAUAUCCAGCUAGCAUGAUUAAGCCUCAAUUGCGAAUGGUGUUGGCACAGGUAGCGAAACUCAGUAGGGAAUGGUUCGGGACCGCUGUUGUCCCAUAUAAACCAGGGACAUCGGAGCUUACUAUGGUACGCAAAAGUCGUAUAAUAUCUCAGCUGCUCGAGAUAUCGGAGUAUAUUUUCACUAUGGAACACACUACUCAAAAGGCUGUUGAAACUCUCCCACUACCAACUCCUGAGAAGGACAAAAUCCUACUGGUCUCGUCAGGUAGGCGCAGUGCCCAAGUUUCCGUCAACCUGGAACUCCUGAAAACAUCACGAAAGAGAGAUUUAGCGGGAUCCAGGAUGAUAGUGGAUACAAGUUCGGCUGCUACAGGGGAGGCCAGGCAAAAAUUGCACCGACCAAAGGUAUUCGAGGUUGUUCGCUAUGUAGGUGUUAUUUUUUGGGUUCCUGACUAUCGGAAUUCGGGAACCGUGGCCGACUGCACUCCCAUGAAAGUUCAGAAAAACCAGGCGACGGAACACAACUUUGCACCAUUUUCAGGAUUUCGUUCGCUGUCUCACGAGGCACCUGACACAGGAGACGUCAAAGACCCACCCUGCGGUUUGCCACGAAAUCAAAAGCUAUAUCCGCUUACACAGACCCAACUUCUAUUUGCGAACGGUAAUGGCUUCAGUACUCUGCUGAAUACAUCAAUGCUGUCACAGCAUCGACACGAUGCUUAUUCCCAAUCGAACGAGAAGCACCGGUGGGCGGCAACAUACGGUUGUAUCGGUGAAUACGUCUGGACAAGCCUUUCCCAUACAUUCAAUUGCCCUACCUAG